Molecule: messenger RNA, 292 nt
Organism: Racocetra persica
Lineage: Eukaryota; Fungi; Glomeromycota; Glomeromycetes; Diversisporales; Gigasporaceae
Source: the annotation of a GenBank genome assembly
AAGAAGCAAAUACACAAGAUAAUAAAUUCUUUAGCCUCCAAUCUUUAGAAAUUUUAGAUUCUUCUAUUUUGAUAAAACAGAAAAACAAGGCAGAGAAAAGCAAGAGAGAUAGACCAAAAAUACAAAUUUGUGAUGAUUAUAGUAAAGGUGAAGAUAAUGAUUAUAAACAUUAUGAAGUCAAUUGUUGUUAUUGUAAUAAGAAAAGGUGGCAACAUAGCAAGCUUUUGGUUAUGAAAGCUCAUUUGGCACUUUAUUGCAAGAGAUCUAUAUCAGAUGAUAUUAGAAAGAAAUA